UUUGUUGGCGGAAACAGGGUUUGCUUAGCUGUGCAGGGGUGGGGGAGAGAAAAAUGGCAUUGGCCAGUGUGGCUACUCUUUGUAGAAGAGUCUCAGUAGUCCUGAAGGUUUCUGGGCCAUUAAUAACGGCUAAGGCCCCUGCUGGCACAGGGUUUUCUCUUAGUUUGUUACCUAACAGUGCACCGAAUGUUGCAUCCUUUAAUCAGUGUAGAUUACUUCAUACCACUUUGUCAAGAAGAGGCCUGGAAGAAUUUUUUGAUGACCCAAAGAAUUGGGGGCAAGAAAAAGUGAAAUCUGGAGCUGCAUGGACCUGUCAGCAAUUAAGGAACAAAAGUAAUGAAGAUUUACAUAAACUUUGGUACGUCUUACUGAAAGAAAGAAACAUGCUUUUAACUCUAGAACAGGAGUCUAAGCGGCAGCAUUUGCCAAUGCCAAGUCCAGAACGGUUAGAAAAGGUAGUUGAUUCCAUGGAUGCAUUAGAUAAAGUUGUCCAGGAAAGAGAAGAUGCUUUGAGGCUUCUCCAGACUGGUCAAGAAAAAGCUAGACCUGGUGCUUGGAGAAGAGACAUCUUUGGAAGAAUCAUUUGGCACAAGUUCAAGCAGUGGCCUAUACCUUGGUACCUAAAUAAAAGAUACAACAGGAAACGAUUCUUUGCAAUGCCUUAUGUGGAUCGUUUUAUCAGACUGAAAAUUGAGAAACGAGCCCGCAUUUCAGCAAGAAAGAAAUCUUUGGAAAAAAAGAAACAGAAAACUCUAGAAGAAAAGUUUCCGCAUCUUGCUGAAGCCCAGAAAUCAAGUCUUGCCUAAAAAUUUUCUAAUUUUUUUCUUGCAUAGUAGUCUGUAUACAAAAAUAUAUAUUAAGUGGCUUAUAAAAAAUUUUUAAUCAAAUGACUUAGCAGUUCUAAAGGUUAACAUGGCAUGUGAAUUCUGAAAAUGAUCUUGCUUCUACCACAUUUUUUAAAAACCAAGUAUAAAGGGCAGGGGAUUCAGCUCAGUGGUUCUGCCACCUGCUUCGCAAGCAUAAGGUCCCAAGUUUGAUCCCCAGUACCAAAAAAAUCAGGUAUAAAGUCCAGACCAAAUUGUCAUCUUAAAAAUUCUGACAUCUGUGCAUGCUUUAAUGUCACCUGCUGUCUAAUAGUCAAAGCAAAGGCAGUAAAGUAAUUUUGGAAUUCAGACACCAUUUUUACUCUUACUAUUAAUAGACUAUGAAGAGGAUGGGAACUACUAUUAAUCUGAAUACUUUCAUCAAAAUAAUGAUAGAUACUUGUGUUUAAAAGUAGCAAAUCAAAAUAUACAACAAU
This is a messenger RNA of Fukomys damarensis (Damara mole-rat), 1300 nucleotides long. RefSeq names its product mitochondrial ribosomal protein L47 (gene Mrpl47). Gene Ontology annotation, cellular component: mitochondrial large ribosomal subunit; mitochondrial ribosome. Gene Ontology annotation, molecular function: structural constituent of ribosome. Lineage: Eukaryota; Metazoa; Chordata; Mammalia; Rodentia; Bathyergidae. Gene Ontology annotation, biological process: mitochondrial translation. The transcript is spliced from 7 exons. The record is from RefSeq and is a predicted model, not a curated record. Bases 54 to 806 code for a protein of 250 amino acids.